AUAUUGCAUCUCAUGUCCGAGUGGCUGGAGUGGAGUGCAGACCCUUGGUGGAGGGGUACAUCCCAGCAGAGCAGUGAGUUGGGAUAGUGUGUGAGAUGGGGGAGGCCAAGCCCAGCCAGCACGCUGGCUUUGUGGAGAUCUGUGUGACCGAGUGCAAGCCAGAAUUCAUGGCCCGGUCUUCGCAGUUCUACUAUUUCAUGACUCUGACGCUCUCAGAUCUCAAGCCGAAGCGGGGCCCAGUGUCAGGGGGCACUCAGGUGACUAUUACAGGUAACAACCUCAACGCAGGCAGCAAUGUCAUCGUGACAUUUGGGCGACAACCCUGCCUCUUCUACAGGAGAUCCGCCAAGCAUAUUGUCUGCAACACCACUGCUUCAGACGAAGGCUUUGAGAAGGUGAAGGUGUCUGUGAGAGUGGAUAAGGCCAAGAUCCAUCAGGAGCUGCACUAUGAAUAUGUGGAGGAUCCGACCAUACUGAGGAUCGAGCCUGAGUGGAGCAUCUUCAGUGGCAACACACCCAUUGCAGUGUGGGGAACUCACCUAGAUCUGAUCCAAAACCCUCAGAUCCGAGCAAAGCACGGCGGGAAAGAACACAUCAAUAACUGCGAAGUGCAGAACUCCACGGAGAUGACCUGCCAAGCUCCAGCGCUGGCAGUUGACCCCAAUCACCAGUCUGAGCUAGCUGAGCGUCCAGAGGAGUUUGGCUUCAUUCUGGACAAUGUGCAGUCCUUGCUGAUCCUCAACAAAACUAACUUCACCUAUUAUCCAAACCCAGUCUUUGAGGUCUUCAACCCCUCAGGAAUCCUGGAGCUGAAGCCAGGAAGUCCCAUUAUACUGAAGGGCAAGAACCUGAUCCCACCCGUGGCAGGAGGGAAUGCCAAGCUGAACUACACCGUUCUAAUUGGUGAGAAACCCUGUGUGGUAACUGUAUCAGAUGUACAGCUGCUCUGUGAGUCCCCAAACCUCAUUGGAAGGCACAAGGUGAUGGCUCGAGUAGGAGGAAUGGAGUUCUCCCCGGGGAUGGUCUACAUCUCUCCAGACAGCCUGCUGAGCUUGCCAGCUAUUGUCAGCAUUGCCGUGGCUGGUGGCCUGCUCAUCAUCUUCAUCGUGGCUGUGCUGAUUGCAUACAAGCGCAAGUCCCGAGAGAGCGACCUGACCCUCAAACGUCUGCAGAUGCAGAUGGACAACCUGGAGUCCAGGGUUGCACUGGAGUGCAAAGAAGCUUUUGCAGAGCUGCAGACGGAUAUUCAUGAACUAACAAGUGACCUAGAUGGAGCCGGGAUCCCUUUCCUCGAUUACCGAACCUACACCAUGAGAGUGCUUUUCCCUGGCAUUGAAGACCACCCAGUCCUGAGGGAUCUAGAGGUCCCUGGCUAUCGUCAGGAGAGGGUAGAGAAAGGCCUGAAGCUUUUUGCCCAGCUCAUCAACAACAAAGUUUUCCUGCUUUCCUUCAUUCGCACACUGGAGUCCCAGCGCAGCUUCUCCAUGCGGGACCGUGGCAAUGUGGCCUCGCUCAUCAUGACUGUGCUGCAGAGCAAGCUUGAGUAUGCUACUGAUGUCCUCAAACAACUGUUGGCUGACCUCAUUGACAAGAAUCUGGAGAGCAAGAACCACCCUAAACUGCUUCUCCGGAGGACAGAGUCCGUGGCAGAGAAAAUGCUCACCAACUGGUUCACCUUCCUUUUGUACAAGUUUCUGAAGGAAUGUGCUGGUGAACCUCUGUUUUCCCUCUUCUGUGCCAUCAAGCAGCAGAUGGAAAAGGGUCCCAUCGACUCUAUCACUGGGGAAGCCCGAUACUCUCUGAGUGAAGACAAGCUUAUCCGACAGCAGAUUGAUUACAAGACACUGGUCCUGAGCUGCGUCAAUCCUGACAACGUGAACAGCCCUGAGAUCCCAGUGAAGAUCCUGAACUGUGACACCAUCACUCAGGUCAAGGAGAAGAUCCUGGAUGCCAUCUUCAAGAACGUGCCCUGCUCCCACCGGCCCAAAGCUGCUGAUAUGGAUCUGGAGUGGAGGCAGGCAAGUGGGGCAAGGAUGAUCCUUCAGGAUGAAGACAUCACAACCAAGAUAGAGAAUGACUGGAAGAGACUCAACACGCUGGCCCACUAUCAGGUACCAGAUGGAUCUGUGGUAGCUUUGGUCUCCAAGCAAGUCACUGCCUACAAUGCAGUCAACAACUCCACAGUCUCACGGACUUCAGCCAGCAAAUAUGAGAACAUGAUCCGUUACACAGGCAGUCCAGACAGCCUCCGUUCUCGGACACCAAUGAUCACCCCUGACCUCGAGAGUGGAGUCAAGAUGUGGCACUUAGUGAAGAACCAUGAGCAUGGUGACCAAAAGGAGGGUGACCGGGGCAGCAAGAUGGUUUCUGAGAUCUACCUGACAAGGCUACUUGCCACCAAGGGCACCCUCCAGAAAUUUGUAGACGACCUCUUUGAAACCAUCUUCAGCACUGCUCACCGUGGCAGUGCCCUCCCGCUGGCUAUCAAAUACAUGUUUGAUUUCCUGGAUGAGCAGGCUGACAAGCACAACAUCCAUGACCCUCACGUGCGGCACACCUGGAAGAGCAAUUGCUUGCCACUAAGGUUCUGGGUUAACAUGAUCAAGAACCCACAGUUCGUCUUUGACAUCCACAAGAACAGUAUCACAGAUGCCUGCCUCUCCGUAGUGGCUCAGACCUUCAUGGACUCCUGUUCAACCUCAGAGCAUCGUCUGGGCAAAGACUCGCCCUCCAACAAGCUCCUCUAUGCCAAGGACAUCCCCAGCUACAAGAACUGGGUGGAAAGGUACUACUCUGACAUCGCCAAAAUGCCAGCGAUCAGUGACCAGGACAUGAAUGCAUAUUUGGCUGAGCAGUCUCGCAUGCACAUGAAUGAGUUCAACACUAUGAGUGCACUCUCAGAGAUAUAUUCCUAUGUUGGCAAGUACAGCGAGGAGAUUCUCAGCGCACUUGAUCAAGAUGACCAGGCUGGGAAACAGAAACUUGCCUACAAACUUGAACAAGUCAUAACCCUCAUGAGCAUAGACAGCUGAGAACUGUCCUGCCAGGGAAACCCUGGGAGGGAUAAACCAAGUCGUGCCUCAGUCAAGAUCAUCAUCUUUACCAAGUGCAAGUUUUGAUUGGCUGGAAGCAGUCACUGAACAGCUCUCGCUCUUCUCUUUCUCUCUCUCACUUAUUUCUCUUUCAAAAAAAAUCUAUGGACAAAGUGACAAAGCCCCAGGGGUGAAAAGGAAAAGACUGCAGAGGAAUCUCGGCUCUGGGGACAAGAAGACAUUCAGGUGGAGCUCUUCUUUUUACAGCUUCCCUUCUGCCCUUGAUCUAAAGAAAAACUCUUAAACAAACAAAAACCUCCCCCAGCAGCGUCUCAUCAGUCUGCAAAUGGAAAAUCGGGAGGUCACCUCUGUCAUGCUGCUUUAACUGUCCCCCUAGGGCUGUAGCCUCUGGAGUGGACAUGGAAAUGAACUCAGUAUUACAAAAAAAAAUCUCACUGAGGGGAACGCAGCCUGCCUGCAGGGAUCCUGAAGGACAGGAGCAAAUGGAGAUCCUCUCCAACAGAGCCAUUUAAACUCUAUCUCUUGGUAGCAACCCACUGGGAGAGGAAUUCAAACCUCCCUGGAAAAAAACGCCACCGCUCAGUUCAGAGUGGGACCAUUGUGGCUCUUUUCUGCCUGGGGAAACAGCAGUGUGGAGCUGCUCUCUUAGGCCAGGGGAAGGGUCAAGAGGGGAGGAGAAGACCGAUGCUCCCCUGCCCACAUUUCAUACGAUUAUUCUUAUUUUUCAAGGUAACCUGUGUCCCCCCUCCAUCUUUCCCAUUGUGUCCUGUUGGUCGUAGCACUGC
This is a messenger RNA of Tinamus guttatus (white-throated tinamou), 3838 nucleotides long. NCBI's taxonomy places the organism in Eukaryota, Metazoa, Chordata, Aves, Tinamiformes, Tinamidae. The record is from RefSeq and is a predicted model, not a curated record.